GGAGCGGAGCAGACCAGAGGAGCAGGCGGGAGAGAAAAGCAGACAAAGGCCAGUGGACCCCAGGACUCAGCAGAGACGGGUUGUGCGCCGCCGUUCCUCCUCUCACACUAUCUUCCUACUCCACACCAUUAAUUCAAGUUCCUGCUGGGCCGCGCAUUUGGCGACCUGGGAGGAACCGAAUUUGGCUACAACGUCAGUUCUCACACAACCACUAGCCUGGAUUCCUCAAGCAGAAUGCCAGCUCCGGCUGCUGCCCGGGAUGGCAGUCCUGGCCCCAACCGCCUCAAGAGCUUCAAGAAUGCUGGCAAAGACAUGGAGGAGAUGAGGCGGCGGCGGCAGGAGACGAGCAUAGAACUUCGGAAAGCCAAGAAAGAUGACCAGCUGCUGAAGAGAAGAAAUGUGACCCUUGAUGAUCCAGGUUCACCUCUCCAGGAACAGAAUGCAUCUGGCCCGGCACUCAGCCUGGAGGAGAUCAUCAAUGGUAUCACGAGCAAUGACAGCAGCACCCAGCUGAUGGCCACACAGGGAGCAAGAAAAAUGCUCUCAAGAGAACGCAGCCCACCCAUUGAUGCCAUCCUUGAGGCUGGGCUGGUGCACCCCCUUGUACGCUUCUUGGAUCGGGCAGACAACCCAGCUUUACAGUUUGAAGCAGCAUGGGCCCUCACCAACAUAGCUUCUGGCACCACUCCGCAAACUCAAGCAGUAGCAACAUCAGGUGCAGUAGUAUCCUUUGUGAAGCUGCUGCGUUCACCACACACCAAUGUGGCUGAGCAAGCAGUGUGGGCGCUGGGGAACAUUGUUGGUGAUGGUCCCGAGCUCAGAGACUUUGUUAUAAAAGCUGGUAUUGUUCAGCCCCUGCUGGAACUCAUUGGACCAGAUACAGAACAUUCCUUCCUCCGUAAUGUGACGUGGACACUCAGUAACCUGUGUAGAAAUAAGAACCCAUCUCCUCCUUUCGAAGUAGUGAAGCAGUGCCUACCUGCCCUCAGCCAUCUUAUCUGCCAUAUGGACAAGGAAGUGCAGGCUGAUGCCUGCUGGGCUCUCUCCUACCUGACUGACGGGACUAAUGAGAAGAUCCAGGAAGUGGUGAAUGCAGGUGUUGUGCCACGCCUGGUGGAGCUGCUGAACUGUGAUGACCUGCCAGUGGUGACGCCAGCACUCAGGGCAAUUGGCAACAUUGUGACCGGAAAUGAUGUUCAGACGGAUGUAGUUAUAAAGGCUGGUGCACUGCCAGUGUUCCCCAAGCUGCUGAAGCACUCGCGUAACAAUAUUGUCAAAGAGGCUGCCUGGACGAUCUCCAACAUAACUGCAGGAAACGUGGAGCAAAUACAGGCUGUCAUUGAAUGUGGGCUCAUUAUACCCAUCUGUGAAGUUCUGGAUAAGGGAGACUUCAAGGCCCAGAAGGAGGCUGCCUGGGUGGUUACGAACUUCACUUCCGGUGGAUCAACAGAGCAGAUCAUUGAGCUUGUGAGCCAGGGUGUGCUGCAACCUUUCUGCAACAUGCUUGAUGCAAAGGAGGCCAAGACUGUGCUGGUGGUACUGGAUGGCCUCUCAAACAUACUUCAGACUGCUGAGAAGAUUGGUGAGGUUGAUCGGCUUGGACAGAUGAUUGAGGAAUGUGGUGGCCUAGACAAGAUUGAGGCACUUCAACAUCACGAGAAUGAGGCGGUGUACAAGAAGGCUCUGGACAUUAUUGAGAAGUACUUUGGUACUGAGGGGGUUGCUGAGGCGGUGAGCAGCACCACCAAUGGCCAGGCAUAUGAUUUCUCUGCUGUGAACAACAUGCCUGAGGGAGGGUUUUCUUUUUAGAAUUAAAGUGUGAAGGGAUGGGGGAGGGUCUACUUGGGACAAGAAGAGGAGCAUAGUGGCAUGUGUUCCACAGCAGGAGGAUAUAAUGUGAUACUACCUGGUAUAUAUAUCUCUCAAUCUCAUUUGUCUAAGGAGCCUCUGGAGCGUGUUAUUGCCUGGCAUUUAGUGGGUAAAAUGUAUACAUUUCCAGGUAACUUGCUCUGCUUGAUAGGCUGAUGAUGCUUGAGGAAUUUACGUUGAUUACUUUUUUAAGUUAGGUAAUGGCUUUUUUACCUCUUUCUAUUCAUCCAAUAAAUGUAUUUUUAUAAGCAGCCUCUAUUGCAUUGACUUUAAAUGCUGUUUUUAGUAAAUAAGGAAACUUGUACAGGGUGACUUCUUUUCAGUUGCCUUGUGCAGUUUUAUAUCCUUCUUCAACUGUCAAACAUAUUUUCCUAUAUUAAUAAAUAAAGUCAUACUUGUAAA
This is a messenger RNA of Scylla paramamosain (green mud crab), 2271 nucleotides long. It is a transcript of the gene Pen, whose product is annotated as importin subunit alpha-1-like. The transcript is spliced from 11 exons. Gene Ontology annotation, biological process: NLS-bearing protein import into nucleus. Gene Ontology annotation, cellular component: cytoplasm; nucleus. The record is from RefSeq and is a predicted model, not a curated record. Bases 235 to 1809 code for a protein of 524 amino acids. Lineage: Eukaryota; Metazoa; Arthropoda; Malacostraca; Decapoda; Portunidae. Gene Ontology annotation, molecular function: protein binding; nuclear import signal receptor activity.